This is a messenger RNA of Lontra canadensis (Northern American river otter), 6153 nucleotides long. RefSeq names its product ataxin 7 (gene ATXN7). The transcript has 14 exons. Lineage: Eukaryota; Metazoa; Chordata; Mammalia; Carnivora; Mustelidae. The record is from RefSeq and is a predicted model, not a curated record. Bases 137 to 2965 code for a protein of 942 amino acids.
CCCCGGAGGCCGCCGCCGGCCGCCAGAUCCAAACAGAAUUAAGAAGAAAGAGCUUCCACAAUCACAGCAGAUGAAGAUCCACUGGUGACUCAAUCAGAAUUUUUGGCCUGCUCUCCAAAGAAAAGGAGCGGAAAGAAUGUCGGAGCGGGCCGUGGAUGACGUCAGGGGGGAGCCGCGCCGAGCGGCGGCGGCAGCGGGCGGAGCAGUGGCGGCGGCCGCCCGGCAGCAGCAGCAGCAGCAGCAGCCUCCGCAGCCUCCGCAGCCCCAGCGGCAGCCGCCGCCGCCGCCUCCGCGGCGCCUCCGGCCGGAGGACGGCGGCCCCGGCGCCGCCUCCACCUCGACCGCCGCCGCAAUGGCGACCGUCGGGGAGCGCAGGCCCUUGCCCAGUCCAGAAGCGAUGCUGGGACAGUCGUGGAAUCUGUGGGUCGAGGCUUCCAAACUUCCUGGGAAGGACGGGACGGAAUUGGACGAAAGUUUCAAGGAGUUUGGGAAAAACCGCGAAGUCAUGGGGCUCUGUCGCGAAGACAUGCCAAUAUUUGGUCUGUGUCCAGCCCACGAUGAUUUCUACUUGGUGGUGUGUAACGACUGUAAUCAGGUUGUCAAACCGCAGGCAUUUCAAUCACAUUACGAAAGAAGACAUAGCUCAUCCAGCAAGCCUUCUUUGGCCGUUCCUCCCAGUUCAGUAUUUUCCUUCUUCCCUUCUCUGUCCAAAAGCAAAGGCGGCAGUGGAAGUGGAAGCAGCCGUUCUUCCAGUGGAGGUGUUCUAAGCGCAUCUUCAUUAAGUUCCAAGUUGCUGAAAUCACCCAAAGAGAAGUUCCAGCUCAGGGGGAACACCAGGCCAAUGCAUCCCAUUCAGCAAAGUAGAGUCCCCCAUGGUAGAAUCAUGACGCCCUCUGUCAAAGUGGAAAAGAUUCAUCCGAAGAUGGAUAGCACACUACUGAAAUCUGCGGUGGGGCCCACCUGUCCUGCUACUGUGAGUUCCUCAGUCAAGCCUGGCCUUAACUGCUCCUCAAUACCAAAGCCAACCUUGCCUUCACCUGGACAGAUUCUGAAUGGCAAAGGGCUUCCUGCACCAUCCACUCUGGAAAAGAAGUCUGAAGAUAAUUCCAAUAACAGGAAAUUUUUAAAUAAGAGAUUAUCAGAAAGAGAGUUUGACCCUGACAUCCACUGUGGGGUCAUCGACCUCGACACCAAGAAGCCCUGCACCCGGUCUUUGACAUGCAAGACACAUUCCUUAACUCAGCGGAGGGCUGUCCAGGGUAGAAGAAAACGAUUUGAUGUGUUACUAGCCGAGCACAAAAACAAAACCAGGGAAAAGGAAUCGAUUCGCCAUCCGGACUCUCAACAACCAACGCAGCCUCUCAGGGACCCGCAGCCCACCCCUCCCAGACCUUCCCAGGAGCCACACCAAAACUCUCACGGAGUGAUUCCUUCUGAAUCAAAGCCUUUCGUAGCUAGUAAACCUAAACCUCACACCCCCAGUCUUCCAAGGCCUCCAGGCUGCCCUGCUCAGCAAGGUGGGAGUGCCCCCAUUGACCCUCCUCCAGUCCAUGAAUCUCCACACCCUCCCCUGCCUGCCACUGAGCCAGCUUCUCGGUUAUCCAGUGAGGAGGGAGAAGGCGAUGACAAAGAAGAGUCUGUUGACAAACUGGACUGUCAUUAUUCAGGUCAUCAUCCUCAGCCAGCAUCUUUUUGCACAUUCGGGAGCCGACAGAUUGGAAGAGGCUAUUACGUCUUUGACUCCAGGUGGAACCGGCUUCGCUGCGCCCUCAACCUCAUGGUGGAGAAGCAUCUGAACGCGCAGCUGUGGAAGAAAAUCCCACCGGUGCCCAGCACCGCACCCCCCAUCUCUACACGUGUUCCUCAUCGGACAAACUCUGUGCCGACGUCACAGUGUGGGGUCAGCUAUCUGGCAGCAGCCACUGUGUCAUCUUCCCCCGUCCUGCUCUCGUCCACCUGCAUCUCCCCGAACAGCAAAUCGGUACCAGCUCAUGGCACCACGCUAAAUGCGCAGCCCGCCGCCUCUGGGGCAAUGGAUCCCGUGUGCAGUAUGCAACCCAGACAAGUGUCCUCUUCCUCCUCGUCCCCCUCCACGCCCUCAAGCCUGUCCUCGGUGCCCUCGUCCCCUAUGUCCAGGAAACCUCAGAAGUUGAAAUCCAGCAAGUCUUUAAGGCCCAAGGAGCCUUCUGGUAACAGCACUAACUGUCACAACGCCAGUAGCAGUACCAGCGGUGGCUCAGGAAAGAAACGCAAAAACAGUUCCCCACUGUUAGUUCACUCUGCCUCCUCCUCCUCCUCCUCUUCUUCUCAUUCCAUGGAGUCUUUUCGGAAAAACUGUGUGGCGCACUCUGGGACUCCCUACCCCUCCACGGUAACGUCUUCCCACGGCGUGGGCCUCAACUGUGUGGUAAAUAAGGCGAACUCGGUGAGUGUCCGGCACGAGCAGUCAGGGAGGGGCCCCCCGGGGGGGAGCCCUGCCGAAUCCAUCAAGAGGAUGAGUGUGAUGGUGAACAGCGGUGACUCCACGCUUUCUCUCGGCCCAUUCAUUCACCAGUCCAGCGAGCUGCCCGUCAACUCCCACGGCGGCUACGCACACUCUCACACUCCUCUCGAGAGACUGAUCGGAAAGAAAAGAAAGUGCUCGCCCGGCUCCAGCAGCGUCAACAACAGCAGCAGCAAACCCACAAAGGUUGCCAAAUUGCCAGCCAUGAACAACGUCUACAUGAAACACGCGGGCACCAGCCCAGGGGCACAAGGACUGACGAACAGUUCCCUCCUUCAUCAGCGUGUCUCCUCUCCUUGCCUGCACAUGGGGCUGUCCACAGCGCCCCCAGAGCCCUGGGGUACAGUGCGAGCCAAAGGCACGUCCCUGACAGCUGAAAAUAGCGCGGGGAGGAAUAAUCUGGACACUUUUGAUGACAAGUUACACCUCCACUCAGCACUAUGGACUCCACGAUGCCUUUGAGUCUGUUUUCCCAACCUCCCGUGGGCCUCGAGGGUAGAAUCUGCCGGGCUGUUGUUGUAACAAGGAUCCCCUGAAGCUCUGUCUGUAGCAGUGAGUACUUGUAAAGGACACUGGAUCAAGUUCGGCCACCGAGUUGCUUCUGUCAGUGUUAAAGUGGCCUGGACUGCUUGCUACCGAUCUGUGAGAAGCUGUUGCUUUGUUUUUUAACUUGCAGUAAAUCAUGGAGCCACUCUUUGAGUAGAUUGGCUGGGCGAAAGAAUGUCUUGGCAAGAGCAUUACUGUAGACUUUUCUCCCUUCUUCCCCCUUCCUGUCCCAGUUCUUUUUUUUACACUGUCUUCUGUACGUCACCCUCCAGCAGUUAGGUGCCCUGUCUGGAGACACGUUCCAGAGGAGAGCAGAGCUGCGCCCUGAGCAACCCUCCAGAGAAGGGAUGUGCUGUUAGGUUUUUAUAGCAAUGUUCUGGGCGUGGAAUAUGGACGUGCGCGCAAGGCACCGUGACAAAAUAGCCUGUGUUUCCCCCAGCCUUUUGCAAGUAAUUUGGAGUAAGAAGCUGUCAAAGGUUUCUAACUUACAAACUGGUUUAAAGCCAUCGACGCCCAGAGAGCAAGUAUACCACAUUUUAGAGGCUUCCUUUUCAUGGUACAAAAGCAAUUCUAUGUAAUUUCUUUCCUUCUUUUCUUUUUUUUUUUUUUUUCUUAAGAAAAUGCAAAUGCAAAUUAGUUUUGAUAAUGGAAAGCCAAAUUUUGGUUGGGGGAUGGGGUGGGUAGAUAAAAUCACUAUGGGGGGCAUGUUUUUCCAAGAUUUCCAAAGAGAUGGAAUUUUUUAUCCUUUAAGUUUUCAUGUUAUACAGAAAGGCAGAUUGGGUUGGUUGCCCUGCCCAGUCUCCUGGUUUUAAAAACUUGCCUUUGUUAAGUGAAAUUAUUAGGAUGCAGCAGAAACUGUUACUCACUGAGUCAUUAAUAUAUUAAAUGUUUCCAGGGCACCGUGUGCAUUACCCUCAGUCUCUGUGGCUACUGUCCUGGGACUCCAUGUACAUUUCUGCUUUGAGCACUCCCCCUUUUGUGUGUGUCUGCAUUCUCUUCCUCUCCGUAGGUUCAUCUGGAUGCAGUGGGGUAGGGAGCAGGCACCCAGGGAGGGGAGCAGGCAUAUGUGUACACAUAUCCAGGCCAAGGUGAUGGGAUGCAUACACUUUCCUGACAAACCCUUCUUUCUGGUGAUUACUACCAGCCAUCUUCCAGAGAGAGUUUGGAGUCCCUCGAGGUUAUUUAUUUAUUUAUUUUUUUUGAGUACCCCAUCCCAAAAGAAAGAGCUUCCUGUGUUAAAACUCAUUGCUUGAGAAGGUCUCAUUGCAUUGGGGAAUGAGCUGGGGCAUUUGAGCUGGUGAUUCCAUGAUCACAGCUCCUGAAACAAGAACCCAGGCACUUUUCCCUAGAGGAACACAUAGAGUUACCGAACACCACAGGGUACAUUUCCCCGGGCUCUGAUCACUGCUCUGGGCAGGGCCUGGACAGAGCCAGUCAGUGCAUCCUUUCUUUGCCCACAAUUCUUGGGUUACAAACAUCAGUUUCAGGGAAUUUCAAGUCAACAACAAGUCGAAUGAAUGAAUAAAUACUUGGUUACCAGCCUAAUAAUGUGAAUUGCUACAGAAUUAUUCUUAUUAUGUAAGACAACAAAAACUUUAUGCAGAUGCUUUAGCUAUAAAUUGAUGUAAAAUAUUGAUUUUUUUUUAAAGGAAGGGGAGAAGAGUAUCUUGUUCACUUAUUAUGCAAUCAGUAAAUAUUUUUUAAAAAAUGUUACUAUAGGAGAGCUUAGUAAGGAGAGCGCAUGGAUGGGCCAGUUUGGUACAGUUAUAGGAGAAAUCAGUCUGGUUGUUCCAUCCCAGUGGAGGGUGAGAACGGAGGUAAGAGGGAAUCAGAACGUACUUGGAUGAUUCCUUGGUGACAAGUGCAAUGGGGAUAUGGGUAGAAAUUAUUUUCAGAGCCAAGGGGACUUGAUGGUUAUAAAUAAAGUUGCUUUUAGCGAUGGAAUUUAUAGACAGAUCAUGUUGUUCCGAAAGAUGUGAAUAGGAUCCAUGAUAGCAAGUUGAUUCAGAAUUCUGUAGAUAUUUAGAUAAGCGAGUGUUGAUCAUUUGAUUUCUUAGACUGAGGUUUUAAUUGGAUUUCAUUAUGUCUCCCGGUAGUACACAGAUCAUCGGGAUUAGGAAAUUAGCCAUUUUGGAUUCUGCCUGCCACAAACAGACCUAUUCUAAACAGUGCUAUUAAAUUUUAGACUGUUCAGAUAUUUUAUUUUCUCCUACAACUACUUUUUAUUAUAAUGAACAAUUAAGACCAUUUAAAACACGGGAGUACAAGUAUUUUUUUGAAUUAAAUUAACUUGCAAAAACCAAAUUUACAGUGGUUGGGUUGUUUCUAGACAGACUUUGGUAUCAAUUUAAAACCAAGAUAAUUUUUAUAUUCUUUCCAAUAGAAUUUCAUGACAACUCCUGCAGUUUUCUUAACCUACAAAAGAAAAAAAGUGCUGCAUUGAUGAACAAAGAAUUCUACAAAACCUACUUUUGUAUCUUUAUUUUGGAAUUUCUUGUUCUAUUAUAAAUAUGGAAGUAUCCCUAUUUCAGAAGACAUAUUUUGUUAAAAAUGAAUUGUACAUAUUUAAAUAUGUAUUUUUGCACAGGUCUUUUUUUCUGAUAUCCUGUUUUGGUACAAUUGAGAUCAUCUAGUAUUUAUUUAUUAAUUAAUAAAAGUAAAUACCUUUUUAUAAUUUGAAGUGGUUCACUGCCAAGCCAAUAGUUCUAGAACCUGCCUCCUUUACAGUUUAAGGGAUGCCUCUGUUCUGUGAAAGUCUUUUUGUCCCUUUUAAUGUCUCGGGAGCGGAUUCGUGCUGAUCAAGUGGGCAUUGCUUCUCUAGUGGCCUGAUUUCCCGAUAGACUACACGUAACGAAGUGACACACUGCUUUUCUUUCGUUUGUGUUUUAUGUGUGAGUACGAGUGCGCGUGUGUGCCUGUGCGUUUGAGUGUGCACACUCUGAGCACAUGUGUGUUCAUGUGUGAUGUGGUUUAAAACUAACGGGAAAAACUGAAAGUGCCUGAACCUAGUUUUAAGCUUCGACAGAUUCUUUCAAAAGACUUGAAUGUUCAGUUCAACUUUUGGAGUUUGCUUUUUCCACCUAAAUAUUGUUUCUGAAAUAUUA